AGCUGAACAAAGCCUCAGAGAUUUACAGGAGCAGUUGGAAAAGGCCCAGGAGGAGAAGCGCACAGUGACGGUAGAGAAGAAGAAUCUGGAGGAAAAGAUGAGGGAUGAGAUUCAGGGAGCUCAGGAAGAAGCAAACCGUCUGCACAGACUGCGAGAUGGAGCUGUGACUGAACUCAGCCGUCUGUGGUAUGCGGAGGAGGAGCUCGAACAGGUGCGCGGUGCACUGAAGAGGGCAGAGAAAGAUAUGCAGACCCUUUGGUCAGUUCCUGAAUCCUUGCAGCUGUGGCUACAGCUCACCCAUGAGGUGGAGGUUCAGUACUACAACGUCAAGAAGCAAAGUGCAGAACAACAACUCAUCACAGCUAAAGAUGAGGCAGAGAAGAUCAAGAAGAAAAGGAGUUCAGUGUUAGGUACCCUACAUGUUGCACACAGCUCCUCGCUGGAUCAAGUGGACCAGAGAAUUCUGGAGGCCAAGAAUGCUCUCGCAGAGGUGACUGCGUGUCUACGGGAGCGUCUGCACCGCUGGCAGCAGAUUGAGAGCUUGUGUGGUUUUCCUCUGAUGAAAAAUGCAGGUCUGCCAAAUCUCACCGCUACACUCUACCCAGACCCCAACUGGAUGCUCAUGCCUCGAGCUGCACUGCAGUCCUACCAAGUGCCUGUUUCAGUGGAGGACAUGGAGGAGGAAAUGCCACAGAUUAUACCACAGAUUCCUGUCACAGUUGCACCUUUGAAGUGUUCUCCACGGUCUCUGGUUCGCUCCCGUCGAUCUGGGCAUAUGGUGCCAUCUCCUGUCAUUGUAUCACCUGACCCAGACCUCCUGAUACCCAUACGAUCUCCACAAAGCCGAUAUGGAGAUGAUGAAGAAGGACAUAUCAAAUACACCCCUAUUGUGAAACAGGAGUCAAUGGAAACAUCUUCAGAUACAGAGUCCAUCGGUUCCUCCAUUAGCCGAAAGUACAGCACCCUUGACGUCCCACCACGAAGAAAAUACAUUUUCUCUGAUAAAAUGCCUCGAAAGAUCUCCCUGGAUGAACAAGAGGACACUUCCUCACGCAAAACUUCUCAGGAGGAGAUGGACGAGUCUUUGAUGGUGACCACCUCAAGGAAAGCAUCACGAGAGGAACUGGACAUCAAUACUCCAUCAAGAAAGACAUCUAGAGAAGAAUUAGACGAGCCUCCUAAACAACUGUUUAGAGGAGAAACCGAGAUUUGCUUUGAUUCAAGGAAAUUACCCAGAGAUCUGUCUUUAGAUUCGACAGUGAGGUACUACUCUACAGAAAAGAUGUCUCCAGUUGCCAUCAGCAUGGACAGUCAAAGACAACGAUCGAUCAGAGAGAGAAAAGAUCACAUGGACAGCAUUUCUAGAGUUAUACCAAAAGCAGAGUUUGAUAUAGAUGCCACAACUGGAUCUAGAUAUGCAGAUGCCUUACUCAACACAUCCAUUAAACACAAAGAAAACCUGGACUUUGCAAGUAACAUCCAGCGAGGAAGAAUGUUUAGGGAAAACUCCUUUGAUGCCAACUUUGAUAGUUCAGUGGAAAGCUCGAAGAAAUUGAAGACGUUAGCCAGAGCAGACCUAUCCAAAGACAUCCCUUCACGGAUGAUGACUCAAGAUGAAUUCGAUGCGUCAGCAGAUUUGGAAAGACUAAAAAUGAGAGACAUUGCGAUGGAGACUGCUUCGAGGAACAUACUGAGAGAAGAGUUUGAUAGAAGCAAGUCCUUAAAAGAGAGCAGGGAUAUCCGGAUGGAAAUUCCAUCAAAAAAACUCUUCCGGGAUGAGCAAGAGGUCGCGAUGGAGACACAACGGAUUCAGCAGAAAUUAGACAGCUCUCUGGAAACUCCAAUUAGUAAAAUACAGAGAGAGCUCAUGGGUCUGUCUGUGGAGGCUCCAAGGCGCAAGAUAUCGCAGGAGGAGUUUGUUGUUUCAAACCCAGGACAGUUUGGCCCUCCUGACCUCACCGCCAGUUCUUUGAUGCUCUGCAAACCACAAUUGGAUUCGAUCAGCACACUAGUGUAUGAUGGGAUUCUGGAAAAGUCCUAUGAAAGCCCUCUUAUGUCUAGUCCUGGCGAUCUCAGUCACGCUGCAUCAGUUUCUAGCUCUAUUCAAAGUCUUGUGGGAAAUGAAGGACAAUCAGCCCAUUCGUCAUCUUCAGAAUCUGGCGGCAAAGAAAAAGGCAAGAAAACCUCUAAGCUCAAGAGUUUGUUUAAGAAGAAAAAGGAGAAGGAUAAAGACUCAUGAAGGUCAACAAGUAGAAAUUUAGUCACUAUUAAAAUGUCUGAAGAUCUUAGAAAACUGUCUUAGAAAUCAGCCUCAUUGACCUAAACUGAACAUACUCAAUGCCUUGUAUUUAGAUGUUCGCACACAAAAAAAAAAUCUGCUGGAUUUGAUAAGAAUCAUAAAAUAACCUGUUUAAUGCAGUCUGGUAAAACAAUACAGCAGAACUCCACUUUGGAUUGGAUUCAUAUAAACCAGUAUACGGUUCCAGUGUUUUUAAAGUAAUACCACAGGUGAAUUAUGUGCUAUCCAAGGAAUGUUUCAUGUAACACUUGCUCAUUUUACAAAUCUGAACAACACUUUUCCUGGAUAAAAAAAAAAAAAAACAUUUUGUCUGUGGAAAGUUCCAUCCCGGAACCAUAUGUGCCAGUAGAGAACCUAUUUUAAAGGGUGUACAUGCUCAGUCCAGUAAUCUAAAUAAGACACUAUUGAAUGAUUUUAAGGUAGAGAAACAACACUGGCUCAUUGGAACUAUGUGCUUCAGCCUACAUUUUUGUGAAACUAAAGAUGUAAUUAAACAGACAUUUGACUGCAGUUAAACAGAACACUGCCAGGCAGUAUGAUGCCAACAAAUUUGAUUAUUUCCAUACUGUACAAAUAAAGGAUUAUAUUUGUGCCAUUUUUGGACAAUGCCAGAUAAACACCACAAAAAACAUCAUGAUGUAUGAAUUAUGAAAUGGUAAUCAAAAAACAAUUGCCUCGCCUGUUUAUCUUCAUAUUGACAACGUUUUUGAUGUGAUCAGUUUGCUCUGUAACUCACUUUGUAUAGUGUUGUACUUGUGCUGCUUAGUUUUGAGUCUGGUAAAGCAUGUUUCUACCAAAAAGACGAAAACAAUGUGAAAUCAAGGUAUAACAUGGCCCCAUG
Molecule: messenger RNA, 3140 nt
Organism: Danio rerio (zebrafish)
Lineage: Eukaryota; Metazoa; Chordata; Actinopteri; Cypriniformes; Danionidae
Source: RefSeq, a predicted model, not a curated record